AUGCAAACCGCCAAUCCUACGAAGAUUUCGUCUCUUCCAUCUUUUGACAUACCACAUAAAAGUUUGAAAUCAGAUAUCCAGCAUUAUUUCCCCGAUGAACUUCCGCUAUCUGAUGGCCCCGACAAGUAUGAUCCUGCCAAAGCAUACGAGAGUUCCGUGCGCAGGAUGAACCGGAAGUAUGAGAUUGUGGCGGAAAUACGGCUGCUGAAAGAAAAACUAUGGACAACAGAAAUGGAGCUACUGGCGACGAAUGCAGAAUUGCAGGUUUCGAAGACAAAAUUACAAGCGGCAGAGAGGGAACUGAAGGUGAGGGAGGCAGAAAUUCAAAUAAACUUUGGGGCCCGACGAGAAAGCGAUCAAUCAUUUGGCAGGCUCCUAUUAGAAAAGGCAACGACGGUCCAGGUAAUAGCUAGCGAUAAACAAAAAGAUGAGGGCGAGAAUCUACCAAGACAAGGAAGUAAAGUUCUACGUUGUAGGCUAGAACCAUAUCGAGUCUCUAAGGAUCUUAGACUUGUCCGGCGCUGUUCUCGGCGUCUGAUUAAAAUGAUGGGGGAUGCAUCUCAAAAUUGA
Messenger RNA from Orbilia oligospora ATCC 24927, 570 nucleotides. RefSeq lists its product as uncharacterized. NCBI's taxonomy places the organism in Eukaryota, Fungi, Ascomycota, Orbiliomycetes, Orbiliales, Orbiliaceae. The transcript has a single exon. The record is from RefSeq and is a predicted model, not a curated record. Bases 1 to 570 code for a protein of 189 amino acids.